Macrosteles quadrilineatus (aster leafhopper) is the source of this 1679-nucleotide messenger RNA. Its product is annotated as STAM-binding protein-like. NCBI's taxonomy places the organism in Eukaryota, Metazoa, Arthropoda, Insecta, Hemiptera, Cicadellidae. The record is from RefSeq and is a predicted model, not a curated record. Bases 358 to 1533 code for a protein of 391 amino acids. The transcript has 9 exons. Gene Ontology annotation, biological process: protein K63-linked deubiquitination. Gene Ontology annotation, cellular component: endosome; membrane. Gene Ontology annotation, molecular function: metal-dependent deubiquitinase activity; K63-linked deubiquitinase activity; protein binding.
CCUCCUGCGUGUGGAGUGGUUGCACUGUACCAACUUAUUAGUUGAUUAUUUAGUUUUAAAAUUUAUUGUGAUUCGUUUUACAUUUUGAUCCGUUAGUGUUUUUUUUUUUUAUAUAUUAAUGUCAUUUCAUCUUUUGUGAUGUGAUGUAUACAACUCUGAAAACGUUAUUACUUACUGACGGAUUUUAAUGUUGUAUUAGAUUUAGAUUCAAAACAAUCAGGUUUGCACAUAACGAUAACAUAACAAGAGACCUUGACUUUGACUGAGUGCUAGGCUACAGUUAAACUGUUGAAGUUAGUGUUAUCGCACAGUAGCCUAGGAUAUAUUUCUCAUUAAAAAGGACAUCUCUAGAACAAUAUGUCAAAAGCAGAAAACACAGUAUCAUCUAGCGCCGUUCUUAGUCCGGAGGAGAGAUUGAAAAGACAAGUUGCUGACUUUGCUUCUGUUGAGGUUGAUCCCAAUGUUCCUCCUAAAAGAUAUUACAGAUCUGGAUUAGAAAUGGUGCGAAUGGCCAAUGUAUAUUUUGAAGAAGGUCAACUAGAAAAUGCUUAUAUUCUCUACAUGAAAUUUAUGACAUUAUUCUUAGAAAAAAUCCGAACACAUCCCCAGCUGAACACUGUAUCUUCAACAGAAAAGGUAGUUAAUCAACAGAAGCUGCGAGAAGUGCUGCCCAAAGCAGAGCAGUUGAAACACCAACUCCUCAAGAAAUAUGAGGAAGAGUAUGAGCGAUAUCUCAGAGAUCAGACAAGGCGGGAAGAAGAGAGGCGGAAACAAGUGACAGAUAGUGACAGAAGAAAGCGAUCGUCUGGAAAAGGUGGAGCAGACAUAUUGCCGCCUCCCCAACCAUCUUUGGUCCUGGAGCCUGUACCACCUUUGCCAGAUCAACUUCACUACAACUUGGACCUUCACCCUCAUCCUCCAGAUACAUUGAGACCAAGUGUUCCAGGAGUAGACAGGUCCACUAAACCUCACUCCCUCCUCAGUUCGACACUCAGUAACAAACUUGGGCUCCGCACAGUCGUUGUUCCUCACAUUCUACAUGCAAAGUUCAUCAUGCUCGCUCAGAAAAAAACGGAGAACAACAUUGAAACCUGUGGCAUUCUGGCGGGCCGUCUGGACCACGACCACCUAGUCAUUUCCCACCUGAUAGUUCCGAAACAACACGGUGGUGCAGACUACUGCAAUAUGGAAAACGAGGAGGAGAUAUGUGAAUAUUCUGAUCAAAGGGAGCUGCUCACUCUCGGAUGGAUCCAUACACACCCCACCCAGUCAGCCUUUCUGUCCAGUGUAGAUCUUCACACACACUUCAGUUACCAGCUGAUGAUGCCAGAGGCCAUAGCGAUUGUGUGUGCUCCUAGAUAUCAAGAAGUGAAAGUGUUCUGUUUAACGCCUUAUCAUGGUCUGGAGUUCAUUAAGAACUGUCGGCAACCUGGAUUCCACCCCCACCCUAAUGAACCACCGCUCUUUAUGGUAGCGGAACACUACAGGAUGGACAGCUCUGCCGCUUUGGAAGUUGUUGAUCUCAGGAGAUAGUAGAACUGAACAGCUGACUGCACAUUCCUCGCACCAAAGAUUGCUUUUAACACACUGACUGAGCGAUUAUGUUGCUAUAUUUGUAUAAAUAUUCGUAUUAUUUAUUUUGUAAAAUUAAUAUCAUUAUAUAAAUGCUUUAUAAAGAG